Molecule: messenger RNA, 4701 nt
Organism: Rhodotorula graminis WP1
Lineage: Eukaryota; Fungi; Basidiomycota; Microbotryomycetes; Sporidiobolales; Sporidiobolaceae
Exons: 5
Coding region: 1-4701 (1566 amino acids)
Source: RefSeq, a predicted model, not a curated record
AUGCCGCUACCCCGGCCCGUCAGCUCUGCCGACAUGCGCAGCGCCCACGCCUCGGGCUCGCUCCCCGCCUCGCCAGCUCCUCGCGGCGCCGGCAGCAGCAGCAACAGCGCCCAGCUCGGCCUCAAGCUCGCCGUCGAGCGCGGGGCCUACGUCGCAGGGCAGCAGGUCAAGGGCGUCCUCGAGCUCAGCGUCAAGGGCCAGCUCGCACUCGGCGAGGUUGGCAUCGAGUUCCUCGGCGUCGAAGAGCUCCGCUCGCGCGACCACACCUCGACCCGCCGCCUCCUGUCGGACCGAGUCGACUUCCAGGGCAACGGCCUCCCGCCGUCCAACGCCGUCAAGCCCGGCACCAAGCCAAUCCAGGGCUCCUUCUACCCGGCCCUCCCCGGCCGCACCCGCUUCGCCUUUGCCUUCACCAUCCCGGCCUCGCUCCCCUCGACCUGCGCGCUCGGCUCAAACGCCCAGACGCGCUACGAGCUGCGCGCGUUCGCGAGCUCGCUCGUCGACGGCAGCGUCGACUUGCGCAGCGAGAAGCUCGACGUGCGCGUCGUCGAGCGCUGGGGCGACUGGCGCGACGAAGAGUGGCAGACGCCGCUCGAGCGCACGGCGCAGGGCACGCUCGCGCGCGGUGGCGACGGCGCACUCGAGCUCGUCGCGAGCGUCGGCAAGGGCGAGUGGGCGCUGCGGCCGCCGAGGCUGUUCUGGCGCUCGGACGGCGACAUGGACGUCGCCGGCAAGGGCAAGGUCGAGGUGCGCGCCCACGUCCGCAACCUCAGCAAGCGUCACGUCACGGGCCUCAAGCUCUCGCUCAUCCGCCGCCUGCGCGUCCUGUACCCGCAAGGCGCUCGCCCUGUCGUCGAGCCGCCCGUCGUGUCGAGCGUCGUCGUCGCCGAGCGGUUCCACGGCAUCGACUACGACGUGCGCAGCGGCGGCGAGCGCGACGCCGUCCUCGCCCUGCAGGUCCCGACCGACGAGUGCUGGACCGUGCGCAAGGGCACCCUGUUCGAGCUCGACGUCGUGCUUCGUGUCGAGGUCGAGUGCGGCUUCCUCCAGAAACCGCUCUCCGUCGACCUCCCGAUCUGGAUCGCCCACCCGCUGUCGCUCCCGAACAGCGCGCACCGCUUCGCCGACGAGGAGCGGGCCCGUCUCGCGCCUGCCGCCGCGCCCGUCCAGGCGCCGGCCCUCGCGCCCACACCGUCGCCUCAGCCGUCCAUCCCGUACUCGCCCUCGACGGUCGGCACCUUUUCUUCGCCCGCCGCGCCGUACCACACCUUGUCGCCCGAGCCGUACGCCCCGGCGUUCGCGCACGGCGGGCACCUCCCGCUCCCGGGCACGCCGGCGCCAGGGCAGCACGGGCGCCACUAUGCGGCGUCGGCCAUCUCGAUGACCUCGUCGGCGUCGUCGCCGGCCAUGUACCCUCCCUCGACGCCCACACCCUACUUUCCUCCACCUCCUGCGGCGCCCGCCGAGCUGUACGACCCGGUCCCGGCCGCCUACGCCGCGCCGCACGGCUACGUCGCGUUCGACCCGACCGUGCCCGACCUGUCGACGUCGCAGUUCCUCGGCAGCCUGCAGCACCAGCAGCCCGGCUAUGUCCCGACGCCACCCGGGACCGCCUUCUCGCCGCCGCCGCCGCAGGCGCAGCACGCGCCGCUCGCACCCUGGAGCGUCGCCGCGCCGCCGUCGCCUCAGCCGCACGUCGCCUCGGUCCCGCCGCCGCACGGCCCGCCUCCGCCGCCGUCGCGCGCCCACACGAUCGCGGCGGGCCUCGGCCUCGCGCCGCACGAGGCUGCCCAGGUCGAGGUCAACCUCGCGCCGCUCGAGCCGUACAGCGCCGCGCAGCGCGCGCACCAGCAUGCACGCACGGCGAGCGACCUGCCGUACCUCGCGCAGCAGCAGCAGCAGCGCGGCGUCGAGCCCGUGCGUCAGCACAGCGCACCUGCUGCAGCGGCGGCGCAUGUGCACGGCGGCGAGCUCGACUUGCCCGAUGCGAGCCCGCCGAGGCCGUGCGCGAGCCCGGUGCCGUCCAUCCGCGGCGGCGAGGUCCGCUCGCCCGAGCCCGUCACGUCGUCGGCGCCGUCGCACACCCGCGUCUCGCACACGCCGCCGCCGCCCUCGCCGAGCUCGCACUUCCGGCGCGCCGAGCAAUCGCGCUCGCCGUCGCCGGUCGAGUCGGCGCCGGCGUCGGCGUCGGCGCACUCGUCGCCGCUCGGUGCCGCCUCCCCGGCGUCGGCGUCGGCGGCGGCGCCGACAUCUGCGCUCCUCGAGACGAUCGGCGAGGACGGCGAGUCGCAGGCGGGCAACACGGCGCGCAGCGCCAUGCUCCCGCCGGGCUUGGCCGACGCCCUGCGCGACGACGGCGGCGCCGGUACCACGGCGGGCUCGAGCCCUGGGCGCAGCAGCGUGCAGGACCUCGAGGAGCUCGUCGAGGAGGAGGAGCGCCGCGACGUCGAGCGCAGGGCGCGAACGAAGGAGGGCUCGCGCGCGGCCGACCUGCCGCCGAUGCCGUUCCCGACUACGGCGGCGACGGCGAGUCGCGACGCUCGGCCCCGAGCGCAGGACAUCUUCGCGCCCGUCGUUGCGGUCCCCUCGUCCGCGCCUACCGCACCGUCGCCAGCUUCGUCGUCCUCCCCGACUCGUCUCGCCGCCCCGAAGCGCGACGGCGGCGGGCUCUCGGCCCUCGAGGCGCGCCUCGCCCGUCCCUCGACGCCCGAUCUGUCGGCUCUGCAGCUCUGCUCCCCCUCGCGCUCGCCCUCGCCGAUCAAGCCCCUCGGCAGCCCGGCGCCGCACGCGCGCGCGUUUGCGCCCCACCUCGACCUGCUCCACCUCGGCGGCGAGAGCGAGACGGUCGGGAGCGCGCUCCGGGCGAGGAGCAUCUCGAGGGCGUCGAAGCACGAGGAGGAAAGGCGCAGGGCGGUCGAGGAGGACCCGAAGGAGGCGGUCAGGAGGGCGGUCGCGGGCGCCGCGUGGGCCCAGGGUCCGAGCGCGCGGUCGGCCGAGGCCGCUGCACCCGUCGGCGGGCUCGCGCAGAAGGAGGAGCUGCCGGUCAAGGCGUCGGUGGCCGACUGGGUCAAGUCGGUCGAGCCCGUCGCGCCGGCGUCGGUCGAGCAGCCGGUGCGCCCCGUCGUCGAGCAGGUCGCCGACGUCUGCGCCGCCAAGGCCGGUCGGCCGGCGCAGUACAAGCCGCGAGCGCCGCUCAAGCUCGCGGCGCCGGUCGCCGAGCCCGCGAUGCAGGAGCCGUCGUCGCCGUCGUCACCUCGUCGUCCGCUCCCCUCGCCACCGCCCUCGCCUCGUCGAGCCCUUCCCUCGCCGCCAGCGCAGGACACGUCGCCGAGCAAGCCUACGUCACCUUCGUUUGGCGUCUCUGCGCCCGUCGCUGUUCCUGAGCAGCCGCCGGCGUCGGCCAAGCCCAACGUCCCUCGACCCGUCUUCGGCGCAUCGCCGUCCAAGCGCGACAUCUCGCCGGCGCCAUCCCCCGACAAGCCGCCCUCGCCCUCCCUGCCCGUACCAGCGGCGCGCUCGCCGACCAAGACGAGCCUGCCGAGCCCUUGGUCCAGCAGGCCGUCGCCGUGGUCGUCCGUCGGGAGGUCGCCCUCGCCCGUCAAGGCCGCAUCGCCCGCGCCUACGUCGACGCCCUCGUUCGACGCGCCCAAGUCGCCCAUCGCGGCAGUCGUCGACGACGGUGGGCGCAAGGUCGUCGACGUCGUCGAGAUCAAGGGGCUGAAGCGUGAGGCGGUCGACCGCGUCGCCGGCUGGCUCCAGAAGGCCGACACCGAGCCUGUCGCACCUGCGCCGGCGCCCGACAGCGUCGUCUCGUUGCAGACCAAGCAGCAGAAGCGCAUCACGAUCGAGUUUGGCCGUCACGCGCCCGAGCCGCCCUCGCGCCCGUCGUCCUCGUCGUCCAGGACCGGCCUGUCGCGCAGCGCGGCAGCUCCGCCCUCGCUCCACGCCACCGGCCGCCCUCAGCAGCAGCAGCAGGAGCCGACCGUGGCACAGCUUCUCGCGGCCGAGACGCGCGCGGCCAUGCGCCAGGCGCAGGCAGACGCGCCCGCCGACCUGACGCGCUCGUCGGCUGUCGAGAAGGGCCUGAACGGGUACCUCGCCGCGCUCAAGAGCGACGCAGAAGACGUCGGCAAGGGCGAGCAGGCGCAUCGGUCGGCGAGGAGGGCGGCGCCGGGCAAGGUGAGGAGCGUCGCGAGCAUCUGGGCCGAGCGCGUCGAGGAGGCAGAUCGCGAGCGCACCGAGUCGCCGCCGCCGCCUGCGGCUCGCGCGCUCGGCCACAAGCCGACCAAGUCGCACUCGUCGAUUCAGCUCGGCGCCCUCUCGUCGUCGACCUCGUCGCCUCGUCCUCUCGCGUCCCUCAGCAACUCGCCCGUUGCCCCCACCGCAGGUCCUCUCCCGUCGAGGCGCGCGAGGCCCGUCUCGCUGCAGCCCUCGGCAUCGCCCGCACGGCCCUUCCUCAACUCGACUGUCGGCCGCGCCUCCCCGUCGUCAUCGGCGGCCGCCGCCGCUUCGUCGCCGACGGCCGGCAUGCGGGUCCCGAGCGCGGCUGGAGGUGCGAUCAAGGGCGCAGGCAAGCUCGCAGCGUCCGAGAGCGCGCCGGCCGGGUGGGCCUCGCCCAGUCGAGCGGGAGCAGCCGACCGGAGCGGCAGCGGCGCCAAGGUCAAGGACCUCCUCGCGCGUUACCAGCAGCAGCUCGCGUGA